Yarrowia lipolytica CLIB122 is the source of this 177-nucleotide messenger RNA. The record is from RefSeq and is a predicted model, not a curated record. NCBI's taxonomy places the organism in Eukaryota, Fungi, Ascomycota, Dipodascomycetes, Dipodascales.
AUGGCUGAUGGUUACUGCACACCAUUAUAUUGUGAAAAACACUUGGUCUCCUCUGAUCGUCACAGAACCAGUUCCAUUCCAGUCAACUCGGCGGAACCAGUGUUGAAUGGCCUACCUUGUGAAUCCAUUCUAGCCGUUUGGAAACGGGGUAGUGAAGGCACAGUAUGGAUCUAUUGA